This is a messenger RNA of Drosophila subpulchrella, 2307 nucleotides long. RefSeq names its product gamma-glutamyl hydrolase (gene l(3)72Dr). Gene Ontology annotation, molecular function: gamma-glutamyl-peptidase activity. The coding region runs from base 46 to 1086 and encodes 346 amino acids. Gene Ontology annotation, cellular component: vacuole. The transcript is spliced from 2 exons. Gene Ontology annotation, biological process: tetrahydrofolylpolyglutamate metabolic process. Lineage: Eukaryota; Metazoa; Arthropoda; Insecta; Diptera; Drosophilidae. The record is from RefSeq and is a predicted model, not a curated record.
UAUACGGCUAUUCAGUUGGCCGUGGUCGAAAGUCCGAAGAAGACGAUGGCCGAGAACGCAUCUCUGCACGACACGCCAACCAUUGGCGUCUUGUGCAUCGAUAUUGCCACCAAACUGCAGCACAAUUUUGGUAGGAAGUACUAUAGCUAUAUAGCCGCGUCCUAUGUAAAAUUUCUGGAGGCAUCCGGUGCCCAUGUGGUGCCUAUUUGGAUCGGUAAGGAACGAGCUUACUAUGAGUCGAUGAUGGGACAGAUGAAUGGCUUCCUGUUGCCCGGGGGAGCGGUCUUCAUCGACGAGGCUGAUAGGCAAGCCCGUCCGGAUCUGACCAGCGAUUGUGUGAGGAGUGCCGAGCGUAUAUACCAACUAGCCAUGGAGCGAAAUCAACGGGCGAGAAGGCAGGAUGACGCCGGUGGAUACUUCCCCGUUUGGGGAACUUGUCUGGGCUUCCAGUUGCUUCUCGUCCAUGCCGCCGAAGAGCCCAAGAUUCGCACCGAUUGCCAGCCCAUGAGGCAGGCCAUGUCCAUUAAACUGACUGAGGACUACCAGGAAUCCAAGUUGUUUGAGAAUUUAGGGGAUUCCGCGGCCAAGGAGAUGGAAAAUCAUCCCUUUGCCUGCCACCAACAUCGCUAUUGUAUUACCAAAGACAGUUUGGAGACCUGUGGUCUCGCCAAGGACUGGCAUCCUCUGGCCACUCAGAAGGAUUCUGCGGGACUGGAAUUCAUUACGAUUGUCGAGCACCGGCGAUUUCCCAUUUUUGGCUGCCAGUUUCAUCCCGAACGCGCUGCCUUCGAGCAGCUAAUUAUCUCAGAGGAUCUCUGCCACUUGGCACAUUCUUAUUCGGGAAUCCAGUUGUCCCAGAUAUUCAGCAGUCGAUUUGUGGACAUCUGUCGUAGGAACAGAAAUCGAUUUGAUAGUCCGAAGUCAAAGGUGCGCCACCUCAUCUGGAACUGGCAGCCCGUUUUCUCGGGUCAAUUCAAGGACUCAAACUGGCUGCAGUGCUAUCUUUUUGAGAAGGACGUGGACUAUCCGGAAGAUUACAAGGAUGAUGUGCAAUGUUUGGAAGCUAACCCCACUGGUGGAUUGUGAUAGCCAGAAGCUGUGAAUCAAAAUCUUAAUUUAUUUUAUAUGUUUGCACUUAAAUAGAAAUAGAAAUCUAAAAUUAUUAUCCAGAUUUAUCCAAUUAUGUUUUGUCAUGUCUGAAUUUUGUCACAUUUAUUAGGCCCUAUCCAUUUUGUAUGCCCAAUAGCUUGUUGAUUUGAGCCAGUUUUUUUUUGGCUACCAUCCUAUCCUUUGAACUUUUCCACUCAUCUUUUCCUAUUUUGCAUUUCUUGUGCUCAGCCCACGAAGUAGUUGGAAGUACUUUUCCACAUUUGUCUCAUGUAAAUUUUACGCUGUACUUUUCCGUUCAAUUUUGGUGCGCGCUUUUUCUUUUUUGUUUCUCAAGGAUUUUCAAUGGUGGAAAGCCAUUUUCUGUUGCCUCCUGUUUUCCCUCAAGCAAAUGGAAUAUUUUUGUUCAUUUUUAUGGGUCUUCCUUGGGCAAAGGGUAUGUGUAUUUUUAAGUGAUGUGGGAAUAAAGUCAACAGCACUUGGGUUAAGGCAAUGGAAACUUGAAAUAAUUGAGCAAUAUAUAAUAAAUGUUUACCAAAAUGGUUUCAUUUGUAUAUUAAAAAUGAGAAUAUUUUUUUUUAUAAAUGUAAUAUAAUAAUAACAAUAUAAAAUGGUCUUAAAAAUAAUACUUUGAGUUAGGGCCCUUUGUGUUUUCUUAAUAGUUUUUCUUAUUUUUUCUAGGGUGCCUAUUCAAACAAAUUUUAGAAUUUGUCUAUUCAUUGGGUGUGUUGUUUGGCAGGCCCAUUUUCGUGCUUCUACUCUUAAAAUUUCCACUCGGGGGGCUUGUCAAAAGGUAGGCUGCUCAUAAUUAGCGCAUGACAGAACGGAAUGUUUUCCUGUCGGGCUUAUGGUUAUUUGUAAAAAUUCCUGCGAAUGUUCCAUUAGGCGGACACUGGCUUGGUUAUUUAUUAAGGUUUUCAUCCCGCCCGGGUUAAAGUUCAGUCUGAGGUGUGAACACGAAUUCUAGCUGUUAUGGCACAUGUUUUUGUCUGAUGUCCAUUAUUGUGUGGGGCUUCUAGGUACUGGCACUCUCAUUGUUAUGUCCUGGUAUCUCUGCGUCUGGGUCUCCGGCUUUUCCGCGCUGUCUGGCUUCCUUUUUUAUUCGCCCCAUAGCCUUUUCUUUACCCCUCUAUUGUGAGUAGUUCUUCCUUCGAUCUAGAAUCGUAUGCUAAUGAGUCUAUGCGAAUGUCUAGCCUUUUC